This is a messenger RNA of Symbiodinium sp. CCMP2456, 2955 nucleotides long. The record is from the annotation of a GenBank genome assembly. NCBI's taxonomy places the organism in Eukaryota, Dinophyceae, Suessiales, Symbiodiniaceae.
AUGCUUCUCGAUGCAGUUGCCAGCGAUGUUAUCGCGAGAAAGGAGUGGACCAAGCGCAUCUCGCAGCUGGGAGCCCAGAAGUCAUGGCGAGAAGCUUGCCAGGCCGUUGCGGCCAUGCGUGGCGAGGAGCUCCAGCCCAGCAUCGUUACGCACAACGCAGUGCUCAACGCCGUUGUGCGCGCUCAACAGUGGGCACAGGGGCUUUGUGACCUCAAGGCACAGGGCCUCGAGGAAGAUGAGGUGUCGGCCGGGGUAGCCGUGAGAGCCGCAUCGGGUCUUGGUGGACGGUGGGCUGCUGCCGAGGUCACCCUUCAGACGCUGCGACGCCGAGAGCUGGAGGGUUCGGUGGUGUCCUUCGGAGCGGCUAUAAGCGCUGCGGAGAAGGGCCAAGCAUGGGAGCAGGCCUACGCGUUGCACGACCAGCUUCUACACGAAGGCCUACGCACAAGCACCGUGGCAGUCAAUGCUGCCAUCAGCGCCAGCAAAACUGCGGACUGGAGGGGGGCCGUGGCCUUCCUGGAGCAGCUGUCGACUGGGCGUCUAGAGCCAAGUGUCGUGACCUAUGCUGCGGCGAUUUCGUGCUGCGAGAAGUCACGGCAAUGGCAGAUGGCUCUGAGCCUCUUCAGCCAGAUCAGUGACGCAGAGAUUCAGCCCAACAUCAUCGCAUGCAAUGCUGCGAUCAGCGCUUGCGAGAAGGCCGGCCAGUGGACCUGGGCGCUGGAGUUGCAGGAGCACGCCGAGAGCUGCACCUUGAACCCGAACAUCGUCACCUGCGCCGCGAGCACCAGUGCCUGCGAGAAAGCAGCUGAGUGGGAGCCGGCAGUGUCGCUGCUCCGUGCCGCUCGGCGUCGACUCCUGCAGCUUAACGUCAUCGCGUGCAAUGCAUUCCUCGGGGCUUGCCAGAAUGCGUGGCACUGGCAGAGGUCCCUCGCGGCUCUUGCAGCCAUGGCGGAGAGUUGUGACGUUGUGUCCGUCACAGCUGCGGUCACGGCUUGUGGCGAUGCUUCGGCAUGGCAGCAUGCCACCGACCUGAUGGCCGACGUGGAUGCUCGUCACCUUCAGCCUGACUUCUCUUUACUUAGCGCUGCCAUGUCAGCUUUUGCGGAGGGUGCGAGCACUUCCGUCUCGGGUGGAUGGCUGCGGGCACUGGAGAUCCAGGGCGCCCUGGUCUUGGCACGGCUGCGGCCCGGGCUCGCGUCCUUUAACUCCGUGCUCCGCGCCUGUCAGCGCGACAGUGCUUGGCGUGGUGGUGUUGCUGCGCUAUCCGAAAUGGCACACCACCAGGUUUCACCUGACGAGGUGGGCUGUGCAGCAGCGCUGCGUGGGUGCCGAAGCGCCGGAGCGUGGGCACCGCUCCGCAGGUUGCUCGAUGACAUUUCAGCCGGCCUGCUUCGCGAAGUGGGUCGAAAAGGGGCCGUCGUCGUCAUCAUGAAGCAAUCACUUCCGUCGCGGAUGGCGACUGCGGAGCAGCGGUUGUCCAGAGCCCUCCAUGCAAGAGAAUAUCUCAAGCAGCUCUUCGAGACCUGCAGAGGCAUUGCCGAAGUCUUCGACAUCGCAGAGCCGCUCUCUGCAACCCCAAAGAUCCUUCGGAGGCCCCCGCGCGAGACGAGGCCUGCUAGGGUCCCAGCUCCACCUCGCGGUGCACCUCCACGCAGUGCGCGCCAGUGCCGGGCUGCACGGAGCGCCCAUCUGAAGCUCUUCAAGGGCAUGCCUCGGCCACCGGCGCUUCCGCGAGCCGUGGUGUCGAGGAACUGCCGCCCUCAGCCAAGUCCAUUUGGGGCAGAAGUGGUUCAGCAGCCUCCUUGGAACUGCCGUGCUGGUUCAGGUCGCCGGCACCAGGCACCGCCAUCGCCAGAGGCAAUGCAAGCUGCCGAUGCCGCCAUGGCAAGUGCCGCGGCGAGGGCCACCGUUUGGCGGCCGUGGACGCCCACUUUGCCGAAGCAGAUACACAUUCCUGUGCUGAACGUGGAGUCCACUGAAGCUGAGGCAUUGCCCCCGAGAUCCUCCUCAACUUUCCAGGCGCGAAACUCGCCCAGCCUGCAGGUGAGACCGCUCAGUGGCAGUCGCUCCUUGAGGAGUUCUCCUUCCCAGCAAAGCAAUCCCCUCACGUCGGACAUGGCCAAAUCGCUGAAAUCCACCUUCGACAGCAAGGUGUUUGGGAAUACCUUGCGCCUGGACGAGACCCGUGGCGAGGGCUCCAUCCCACGAUGGAAGUUGCACAAACUCGCGCGGGAGAUGAACAUGACGGUGGAAAGCGUCAUCGUUGCGAAGGAGAUUUUCGACGAUCACGACUUUGAUGGGUCAGGGAUGCUCAGCCUCGAUGAGAUCGCGAAGGUCGUCCAAACACUUAUGGAAUUUCAGAUUGCGGACAAGGAGUGCGUGAAUUACCGCAUCGAAUCUGGGCAGACAAAUCGGCUGCUCAACUACUGGCUCAAGUUUGCCCCCGAAGGGGUGUUCGAGCUGGAUUUUGAGAGCUUCUUGAUCUGGUACUCGUGCACUGGAUUCCUGACUGAGCUCAUGAUUGAUGACAGGGAGAUCCGCCUCCGCCUGCUUGCCAAAGCCAACAAUUUGGAUGCCCUCUGCAUGGACAGAGUGAGGAAGUCCUUCAACUCCAUCGAUGUGGAUGGAUCCGGGGAGGUUGACAUUCACGAGUUCGAGAGCAUUCUGCGGGAGGUCUUGAAAGUUCCGGCCCACCUCGACAUGCCAGAGUCGCGAAUCCGCUACUUCUGGAACGAGAUUGACGUGGAUGGAUCUGGCAAGGCCGGCUUUGACGAGUUCCUCAGCUUCUGGCUGUCGCAGUUCGGCUCGGCCUCUUCCGGUCAAAAGGGCCAGACAUUGUCGCUCGAGGAUUUCUACAAGUCUCAGAGGAGAAUCGGAGCCAAGUACUUGGAUCCACAUUGGAACGCUGUGGACCAAUUAACAAGCUCUGUGUCGGAAUUCAUAGACUCCCUUUAG